Xiphias gladius (swordfish) is the source of this 3371-nucleotide messenger RNA. RefSeq names its product monocarboxylate transporter 2-like. Bases 84 to 1541 code for a protein of 485 amino acids. Gene Ontology annotation, cellular component: membrane. Gene Ontology annotation, molecular function: monocarboxylic acid transmembrane transporter activity. The record is from RefSeq and is a predicted model, not a curated record. The transcript is spliced from 5 exons. Gene Ontology annotation, biological process: transmembrane transport; monocarboxylic acid transport. NCBI's taxonomy places the organism in Eukaryota, Metazoa, Chordata, Actinopteri, Istiophoriformes, Xiphiidae.
CAUCAAGUAAAGCAGCACGCUGAAACUUUGGUCACUAACUUCGUAGAGACAAGCGGGCUGCGAAGGCGCUCGGUGAACGGAACAUGUCCCCUGCACCAGCAGAUGAGUUGAGCUACAAACCCCUGGAUGGUGGUUGGGGCUGGAUGGUAGUAUUUGGGGCCCAUAUUUCCAUUGGAUUUGCCUACUCCACGCCGAAAGUCCUGUCCAUUUUCUUCAAAUCGAUCCAAGACCACUUAGGGGCUAGCUACAGUGACAUAGCAUGGAUUUCCUCAAUCAUGCUAGCUGCCAUGUAUGCAGGCGGACCUGUGAGCAGUGUGUUGGUCAAUUGCUUUGGAAGCCGGCCAAUAGUAAUACUGGGUGGACUGAUGUGUGGGGUCUCUAUGGUAACUGCUUCUUUUGGGAACUCCAUCAUUUACAUCUACUUUUUCAUUGGCGUCAUUGGAGGUUGUGGACUCUCCUUGAAUCUAAAUGCAUCACUCACCAUCAUCAGCAAGUAUUUCCUGUCCAAGCGUCCCUUAGCCAACGGAUUAGCCAUGGCCGGGAGUCCAGUGUUUCUAUGUUUCCUGGCCCCUUUAAACCAAUAUUUACUGGACAAGUUUGGCUGGAGAGGAAGUCUGCUCAUCCUCGGGGGUCUGAUGCUCAAUUGCUGUGUUGCUGGGGCCUUGAUGAGACCUGUUACCCCACCUUGUAAGCAAUCCUCUUGUGUACCACAGAAGAUGGUGGAAGAACAGCCAAAUAAGCGCGACACUAAGUUACAAGGGAGCUGUAUGACGAAUGCUAAGAAGUUCUUGGAUCUUUCCCUCUUCAAGGAUAGAGGCUUCGUCAUUUACCUCAUAGGAAAUAUGAUGUUCAUCUUUGGUGCCUACGCGCCCAUUAUGUUCCUGCCAGCCUAUGCUAUUACCCAGGGUGUCGACGAGUACUCCGCAGCAUAUCUGCUCUCUAUCAUGGGCUUUGUGGAUAUGUUUGUUCGCCCUGGCACAGGCCUGGUAGUCAGCAGCAAGUGGAUCAGGCCCAGAAUCCAGUACUUUUUCAGCUUUGCUAUGGUUUUCAACGGUACAUGCCACUUACUGUGCCCACUGCUGAAGAGCCAUGUCCUCCUGGUGGCCUAUGCAGUAUUUUUCGGCAUUGGUUUUGGCAUGGUUUUCGCCCUGAUAUUUGAAUGCCUGAUGGACCUGAUGGGAAAUCAACGCUUCCCCAGUGCUGUGGGACUGGUCACCAUCAUCGAGUGCUUCCCCAUGCUACUGGGACCGCCUACUGCAGGGUUACUGGUGGACAUCUUUGGUGACUACAAGUACCUUUUCUUCUUGUGUGGCUCAGUGAUUGUGGCUGGUGGACUUUUUCUCUUUGUCAUGAACAUCUACAACUACCACAUGCUGGAAAAAGAGAAGACAGCAAAGGACAGACAGCACAACCAAAAAACCAUAGAGAACCAGAACCAGGUGAACAUCUCAGAUGCAGAGAUGAAAGACACUGCUGAGGCAGCAAUGGAAAUAAGUGAGCCUGAGUUUAAAGUUAAGAAUGGAGCCCAGCAGGAUCCAUGACCGGAAAACGCAGUAACACCAAAUUAAAUAUGAUACCUCUAUUUAGCAUGGAUGUUAGGGGCACAUGUUAGGUGUGUUUGUGUUAAGAUAACACAAUGACUAAUUCCAUCCUUCUCACACUCUCAUAUAUCCAUUGUUUAAUUUGUUAAGUUAAACAACAAUCAUUUUGAUAUUUGAUUAACCAUUUAAGUAAUUUAACAACGAAAUGGGACUAAGAGUCAACAGGCAUGUUAGCCGGUCCGUGAGAUUGUACUUAAGUACAGAGGAGCUUUGAGCUCAGUGCCAACAUCAGGAUACUAACUUGCUUACGAUGACAAUGCUAGUAUGCUAAUGUUUAGUAGGUUUAAUGUUCAACAUGCUCACCAUCUUAGUUUAGCAUGUUAGCAUGCUAGCAUUUCCUAAUUAGAAAUAAACACAAAGCACAGCUGAGGAUUAUCGGAACUUUACAGAUAUCAAGUCAUAAACAUCAAAUUAAAAUUUUGACCCGAUGAUGGCGCUCGUUGAUAAGUUAAUUGAUCACCAAAGUUAGUACUAGUGACUGUAUAUAAAGAUAGACGACAUGUCUCCACUUCCCCCUACAAAAUGGAGCCAAAAAAUCCUGGAUACGGGUACUGCCAUCUUGUGCUGGUAACAUAAUUUGGGGCGGCAGGUUGAGCCACCUAUACACCCUGCUGACUCAAUCGCAAGCACACACACAACUGUCAAUCAGAAAAAUUAACACUUGAACAUACACCAGCGUAAUAAGAACUAACUAAAAUGACAGAAACCAUCUCUUGGAAAAAUUUAUUUGACGUGUACUUUGAUUUUUUAGUUUGGCCCAUGUCCCAUCCGCUAACAUGGAGGGGCGGGGUUUAUGACCUAUACUGUAGCCAGCCACAAGGGGGCGAUAGAGAUGUUUUGGCUUUACUUUCGGGUAGCUGUCAUGUCAUCCAUAUUUAUAGACAAUUAUCAUUCAUGUACACUUCAUCCUUACGUGGACAUGAAUGUGAUAAUAAAUUUAAUGGCAAUCCAUCAAAAUUUUUCGAAACAUUUCACUCUGACCCAGAAAUGUGAACCUGAUGGCAGCGCUAGAGGAAAAGUCCAGGGAUCAGCAAAUUGAUUGGGGUUUAUCCUCCUGGGCAGCAUUGAUAUUUUUGGGAAAUUUUAUGGUAAUCUAAUAAACAGAUGUUAAGAUAUUGCGACACAACACUCCACUCAUCCUUUUGAGGGUCGUGGGGGGGGGGCAAUCCCAGCUGACAUUGUACGAGAGGCAGGGUAUACCCUGUACAGGUUGCCAUACAUCAGCCUCACGCGAGUGCCAGAGGAAAAGCCGGGGGUGGAUCACAAAAGUCAGUAGGAUUCAUCCUUUGAGGAACAUGAGUAUGUGUACUAAAAUUUCAUGGCAAUCCAUCUGAUAGUCAUUGAAAUAAUUAAGUCUGGACCAAGUGGGAGACCGAGCAACAUUACAAUCCCUAGAGCCAUGCUGGCUAAAAACGCCAAAUAUUUGCUGAUUCCAGCUUCUUUUCUCAUUUUUAAAUCAUUGUAAAUUAUUGUCUUUUGGUUUUGGACUAUUGGUUUGAGAAAAAAAAAAAACAAUUUCAAGACUUUGGCUCAGGGAAAAUCCGAUUUUUCACAACAUUUUUCACCAUUUUCUGUCUUAUAGAUUAAAGAAUAGUUGCAGCUUCAAUUCAAUUAACGAUCCAUCCAAUAUGUCAGUUUGUUUGUUUGCCCCCUAGAGGUCGUUGGAAGGAAGGGCAGUGUGUGGAGAUGACACAAUGAUUCAGGUUCUACUCUUUAAUACUGCUGGACAUGUACAUGUGCUUUCUACCUGUGAUGUGUUUUCGACUUUGG